AUGCGGCGGUUGUGGGCGGGGCCCGCGGUGACGCUGGCGCUGGCGGCAGCCAAUCAGCGCUUCCGGAAGUGGCGGCGGUGGUCGGGGCGGAGGGAGGGGGUGCCGAGGGGGCUGUGUCGUCGCGGCCCCGGCGGUCGCUCAUGUCGCUGUGCCGGUGCCCGCAGUGAGGUGGUGGAGGCCGAGGCCGUGUCGUACUUGAACCGAGCCAUAGCGGAGCUGCGGAAUAUCUGGGACGAGAUCGGCAUCUCCGAGGAGCAGCGCCUGGAGCGCAUCUGCACCGUCAAUGUGCACAUCAAGAACUUGCUGGACAUGAUGGUGGCGGAGGAGGAGGGCCUGAAGAAGCGUCUCUUGAAGAGCAUCGCCCUCUGCCGGAAUGAGCUUGACACUCUCUGCAAGGAGCUCCAGCUGGACCCCGUUGAGGCAGAGGAAGAAAGUACCAUCCUGCAGAUGGAGAAGAAUCUGCGUGCCCGCGUGGAAGUGAUGUUAAAGCAGAAAAGGGACAGAAAGCAGGAGCUCAAAACCCUGCAAGAACAGGAUCAAGACCUCUGCAGCAUCCUCUGCACAGCCCCAUUCAGCAUCGACAGCAAUGCUGUGCCCAGCCUGGAGGACCUGGAUUGCUACAGGCGCCACGUGGCCUCCCUGACCACCGAAAAGGAGAAACGGCGAGAGGAGUUUGUCAGCAGUAAGCGCCAAAUCAUCCUCCUCAUGGAGGAGCUGGACCACACUCCAGACACGAGCUUUGAGCGGGAGGUGGUGUGUGAGGACGAGGAUGCUUUCUGUCUGUCUGAGGACAACAUUGCUGCCCUCCAGCACCUGCUGCAGCAGCUGGAAGCCCAACGGUCCCUGAACGAAGCCGUGUGUGUGGAGCUGCGCUCCAGGAUCCUCAUGCUCUGGGAGCGGUUGCAGAUCCCUGAGGAGGAGAGAGUGGCCUCGGCAGUGCACAUGGCUGGGUCCAGGGCCAAAACCAUAAAAGCUCUGCAGCUGGAAGCGGACCAGCUGGAGGAGAUGAAGCUGCAGAACAUGAAGUCUGUGGUUCAGGCGAUCCGGGCAGAGCUGGCUGUCUACUGGGACAAAUGCUUCUACAAUCAGGAGCAGAGGGAACGCUUCAGCGCUUAUUACGACGAAGACUAUACAGAGACCCUGCUUGAGCUCCAUGAUGCUGAGGUGCAGAAGAUGAAGAACUACUAUGAAGCACACAAAGAUCUGUUUGGAGCUGUCCAGAAAUGGGAGGAGAACUGGAAGCUGUUCCUGGAGCUGGAGAGGAAAGCAUCUGAUCCCAGUCGCUUUGCCAACCGUGGGGGAAACCUGCUGAAAGAAGAGAAGCAGCGAGCAAAGCUGCAGAAGACACUUUCCAAGCUGCAGGAGGAGCUGCAGAGCAGGGUCCAGGCCUGGGAGCAGGAGCAGGAGGAGCCCUUCCUGAUGAGGGGGCAGCAGUUCAUGGAGUACAUGAUGGAGCAGCAGCAGCUGUACCACCUGGAGAAAGAGAAGGAGAAACAGGAGCGGCAACUGAAGAAGAGCCGGCAGAUGGAGGCAGAGAUGAUGUACGGCAGCACCCCACAGACACCCAUCAAGCGGCGGGUGCUGGGCCCCCACACCCCCAGCAAAAUGCGGAAGCUCAAUGGCAAUUCCACCUCCAGCGUGACACCCAACAGCACCGUGCGCUCGGUUUUCGGGGCAGCCAUCCACCGCUCGCCAAAGUCUAAGCUGCCGCCCUCCGGAGGGAAGGUCGGCUCUGCUCGGACCCCCGGCCGUGCCGCCGCCAGGCCGCCCCGUCCCGGGCACAGGGAGCGGAACAAGGAGAACGUGUCACAGCUGAACGGAACCGCCCUGAGCGGUGGGUGCACCCCCAGAGCCCCCACCCAGCGUAACCAGAGCAUUAAUUCUGUUCCCAGCACCUAUUCUGACUUUGCGCGCGAACUUUCAAAGGCCUCCAGAUCUGAGAGCGGCUCCCACGUCCUCAACUCCACCACCACCACUGCCUUCUGCUGAUGCCUGGCCUGCCACUCCUCCCCGCUGCAGUGAGUCUGCUCGGGCAGAGCCCAGCUCCCCGUGCCCACAGCAUCCUGUGCCGCGGGGCU
Pezoporus flaviventris is the source of this 2078-nucleotide messenger RNA. RefSeq names its product protein regulator of cytokinesis 1 (gene PRC1). The record is from RefSeq and is a predicted model, not a curated record. Gene Ontology annotation, molecular function: microtubule binding. Gene Ontology annotation, biological process: mitotic spindle midzone assembly; microtubule cytoskeleton organization. NCBI's taxonomy places the organism in Eukaryota, Metazoa, Chordata, Aves, Psittaciformes, Psittacidae. Bases 1 to 1989 code for a protein of 662 amino acids. The transcript is spliced from 14 exons. Gene Ontology annotation, cellular component: spindle; mitotic spindle midzone; cytoplasm.